Messenger RNA from Symbiodinium natans, 2454 nucleotides. NCBI's taxonomy places the organism in Eukaryota, Dinophyceae, Suessiales, Symbiodiniaceae. The record is from the annotation of a GenBank genome assembly.
AUGUUGCGCGGCGGCCCUUUGACCUGGGCCCCCAUGCCCCAGCCGACAUGGCCAAAGAAGCUGUUCCGCAGUUGCGCUGCGACAGCUGCCGUGAUGGUUCUGGGCUCGCUUGCGAGUAGGACUUUUUCUCUGCUGAAUGUUGGAAGUGUUGAAAAGUCGGCCUUGGGAAGCCGCACCCCCGAGGUGUCUCAAUUAUAUGGCGGGCGAUCGGCUCCACCUGAGGCCACCUUUGCUUCAGGCGCUCCGCUUGUGACAUUCGGAGUUGCGGCUCUCAACGGCGCCGCCUUUGUGCUGACACGCACGAACAGAGGGCACACGUCAGGGCCGCCUGCCACCAUCAGGGCAGCGGAAGAAGUUGAAACGCCCAGCCCGCCUCCGAAACCGAAGAAGGUGCGGAUCACUGCUUUUGAUGCCAUUCGUUUUUUCUUGAUUGCAUACAUUGUGUGCGGACAUUUCAUUUCUUUCGCCGCGCCAAGCCCCUUUGCAUUCAAAGCCAUCUCACAAAUCAACGUUGUUGUCGGGGCGUUCUUUGCAUUGAGCGGCUACGUGGCAGCAUAUACAACAACGGAAAAUGCCGAGCGAGCUGCGAGCCCCAAACUGCUGGACACGCCUUCUCCGAAAUGGAUUCUCCAACGCGUUUUUGGCUACUUUCCACUGCACCUUCUAGUCCUCCUGCUAUUCUCGCCGGCGUUCUUGUACGCAGACGUCAACUUCAACGGGUGGCCUACAGCCAUCUGGCAUGGAUUUCUCUCGGCAGGGAUGCUGCAAGCCUGGUUUCCCAUGCAUGCAGAGGUGUGGAACGCCCCAACAUGGUUUCUGUCUGCUUUGACCUUUGCUACUGCCAUGCUACCGUUCGCAUUGCCCAUUUUGGCAAAGCAGAGCAAAGCCGAGCUUCGCCGCACGGGCCUGUUCAUUUUUAUGAUCGGUCUACUGCCGAAGCUGGGCUACUGCUAUGAUCACCAGGCGUGGGGAAUGCUUGAGGGAGCUAUGGCCCCAAAGGCUCUUCCGAACCUUGCCAUGUUCAACAUGCAGCGAUUCAACCCAUUCUUUGCCUUGAUCGAGGCAGGACACUUGAUCUUCCGGUUUCACAAAGCCAUUCUCACGAGCAGCUCUGAGCAACUCAUUCAGGCACCGAAGACCAACAUCGCCAGCACUGAUCAAGCCGGGGCCAGUGAUUGUUCAAAGCGCUUCCUGAUGCAUGAGAACGAGAAGUUUAACCGAUGGGCUCCUUUGGUUCCCGGUAUGGAAGCUUGGCAAGCCCCCCAAGCUCCACAACUAGGCAGACCGAGCGAUUUCACAGCCAAGUCGCUUGAGGCUGUUGCAUUGGCAGCUGCCGCAGACACCACAGCUCGGAUUCGUGCUGCCAGUAACUGCUCUACGCGAACUCCAAGUGGUGUGGGACGGCGAUCCGUCUCAGCUGUUGACGACAGCUCACCAGACAAGACCAUUCGGUACGGUGCUCCUCUGGUUGCUGCCGUGCCAGUGACUCCGCUUUGGCACUGGCAAGCUUUGCCCCUCCUACCGCAGGCGGGUGGCGAAGCAUCGCCUCUGCGGGAUCAGGAGCACCGGCAGGGGCGCGACUUUCGGGCCGAACGUGAGGAGACAGAGACUCUGCGCAAGCACAAGGAGGAUUUGCAGUUUGAGUUGGCAGAUGUGAGGAAGCGGCUCGGUCAGAUGCAAGACCUUUGCGGCGAGCUGCAACAAGACAACGCUCACUUGAAGAAGGCGCUGGCCGAACGUGAACAAGGUGAGGCCUCCUUGAGGUCCAUCCUUCAAGAUGAGCGGCAAAGAAGCCAGGAAGUGACAAGGAUGAGCCAACAGGUCCGGCAAGAGAUGGAACAGCUCAAGGGUAGGUUCAGUGCUGACCUCCAGCGUUUGGAAGACUUGUGCAAGCAGCUCGAAAUGGACAAGGCACAACUCAAGAAGGCAUUGCACCAGCGAGAGCAAGGUGAGAAGUCACUUCGCUCCCGAAUUGAGGAAGAGCAGCAUACCCGCCAAGACAUGCUCAAGGAAAGGGACAGCUUGAAGCUAGAGCUCCGUAAGAUGCAGCAGCUCCAAGAGAAAGCUGGGGAGCUCGCGACGCUUGUGAGUUCAAGACGGUCAUCUUCGACUUCGUCAGGUUCUGCGAUGAUUGAGGUGGAUUUGACCGGGGAGCUGAUCGAGUACGCAUACGUGAAAGUCCUGUCUAGCAAGCCAUUGGUGACACUGGGCAACCUCGCAUUUCCCAUCUUUGUGGUGCACGGACCACUGGGCCAGCUCUUCUACAAGAAGGUGAUUGCAAAGAAGCUGUUUGGCGGCACCAUGUUGGCCAUCGUCGGGCCACAUUUCUUCUACGCGUUCUUGGGCAUCGUUCUUGUUUCUGCAUGGGUUCUGCAAAAGACGUUCCUUUCCAACAAGCAGGUCGGCUCAAUGUCGAGAAACGUUGUGGACAAGGUCUCCGCGUGGUUCAAAUGA